UCUUAACAAAAACAAAUCUGUGGAAAACAAGACAUCCAUCAAUAUUCUUGGGUAUCAUGUUGGUAAUGGCGUCAUCAAACCAGAUGAAGAAAGACUUAAACCUCUACAGGAAUUUCCUCCUCCCACCAAUGUGCGUUCUCUAAGAAGAGUUGUUGGUAUGUUCGCUUACUAUGCCAAAUGGAUACCGAACUUUUCUGACAAAAUACAGCCACUUGUGAGUGCUAAUGCCUUCCCAUUAAGUAAGACUGCCCUUGAAGCUUUUGAUCUGCUAAAAAAGGAGCUUGAAGGAGCAGCACUACAAUCCAUAGAUGAAAGUCGUCCUUUUGUGGUUGAGUGUGACGCUUCUGAAGUUGCCAUAUCUGCGACAUUAAACCAAGGUGGUCGGCCAGUUGCAUUCAUGUCAAGAACACUGCAGGGUAGCGAACUACAUUACCCACCUUUAGAGAAAGAGGCGACAGCUAUCAUUGAAGCUGUGCGCAAGUGGCGCCAUUUUCUGGCUGGUCGCCAUUUCACACUGGUAACAGAUCAGCGCUCUGUAGCUUUCAUGCUGGACAACAGGAAACGUUCAAAAAUCAAGAAUAACAAGAUACAAGACUGGAGAAUUGAACUAGCUUCAUUUUGCUACACUGUGAAGUAUAGGCCUGGAAAGGACAACGUGGCACCAGACAGUUUUACUCGUGCAUUUCUUUCUUCAGUAUCAACAUCUAGCCUAGAUGAUAUCCAUAAAGCCUUGUGCCAUCCAGGUGUGACUCGAAUGUUGCACUUUGUAAGAUCAAAGAACUUACCUUUUUCUACUGAGGAGGUGAAGAGAACAUGCUCUACUUGCAAAAUUUGUGCUGAACUGAAACCUCAGUUCUAUCAUCCAAUACCUGGUACAUUGGUCAAAGCAACACAGCCCAUGGAACGACUAAGUAUUGAUUUCAAGGGGCCAUUGCUUUCGGCAUCACGCAACGUGUACAUACUGACUGUAAUAGAUGAGUAUUCACGUUUUCCAUUUGCAUUUCCCUGCCCAAACAUGCACUCGUCUACUGUAAUCAAAUGCCUCGACCAGUUAUUCACUUUGUGUGGAUUGCCUAGCUACAUCCAUUCUGAUCGUGGAUCAUCCUUUCUGUCGGAAGAGAUUAAGAACUACUUAUCACAACGAGGGAUAGCGACAAGCAAAACUACUCCAUAUCAUCCGAUUGGGAAUGGACAGGUUGAAAGGUAUAAUGGUAUCAUUUGGAAGGCUGUCCGUCUUGCACUAAAAUCCUCGAGUCUGCCAGAUUCACAGUGGGAACAUGUGCUUCCAGAUGUGCUACAUUCAAUCAGAUCGCUUCUCUCAACAUCCACAAAUACAACUCCUCAUGAGAGAUUCUUUGGCUUUCAACGGAGAUCAUCUUUUGGUACUUCAAUCCCAACGUGGCUGACAACCCCAGGUCCAGUCCUACUUCGUAGAUUUGUCCGAUCAAGCAAGAAUGAUCCGCUGGUUGACCAAGUCGAGUUGAAAGAGGUUAACCCAACUUAUGCCCAUGUGCGGUAUAAGGAUGGUCGUGAAUCAACUGUUUCUCUCAGAGACUUGGCUCCUUAUCCAAACAAUACCUUAGAUGCUCAGUGUGCGUCACGGGACAGUAUAUCCGAUGUUACUGAUGAUCAUCAGGAUAGUCAUGCUACUGAUGUGAGUGAAUCCAUUACUCCACUCACUACUGACAUGAGUGAUUCCACUGUUCCACACACCAAUGUGUUUGACCAAGAACUAAUCCCUACUAGAGAUGCGCCUGUGAUUCGACGUUCCACUCGUGAGAUAAAGAAACCUUCUCGGUAUGGUUGGUGAUAAGUGAUUUACCCGUAUCCUUAAGACAGUGAACUUUCUUCUAGGAGGGAAGAAUGACGUAACAUUUUUAUCUUAUAAUAUGGGACAUUAAUUACGUUGCACCGGUAGUUCGAAAUAACUUAGCACCGGUGGGACCGCCAUAUUGGUAAUGUGGUAUUAUGGGUUGAAUGUUUAUUUCUUUCCAUUAUGUAAGUUUACAGUUAAUUAAAGCCUACAUUGGAUACAACAAUAUGACUAUAGGAACAAGACAAAAAGUUACAAUCCAAAAUGAUAUUUCUCUUAUAAUAAAUUCAGAACGUCUGCAACACACUGAAUGCGAAAAACUUUUAGGAAUUAAAGUUGAUAAUAAUUUAAAAUGGACAAAUCAGGUUAAACAUGUGUGUUCCCUGAUCUCAAAACGUCUGUAUCUGUUAUAAAAAAUCAUUAGGUAUUUAAAUUUAGAUGCAAGAAAACUUUUCUACAAUGGGUAUAUUUUACCACUCAUCGAUUACUGCUGUGUAAUUUGGGGAAACUGUAACCAGGAUGGAUUAGAACGUUUACUAAAACUGCAAAAGAGAGCUGCAAGGAUGAUAUUAGAUGUAGAUCCUAUUACUCCAUCUGCCCCACUAUUUAAACAGUUAAAAUGGAUGACAAUGGAAACACGAAUCCACUAUCACAAAUGUUUACAAAUUUAUAAAUGUCUAUACAAUGAAGCCCCAAACUAUCUUUCAAACUUAUUAAUAUAUGUUGGAGAAAACAAUCCCUACAACCUUCGAAAUGUAGAGGAUAGAAAUCUAUUAAUUCCAAAACCUAAAAUGUCUUUAUUUAAACAUGCUUUCAGUUACUCUGGACCAGUACUUUGGAAUAAAUUGCCUAAAGCUAUCCAAUCAUCGCCAAAUACUGCUGUUUUUAAAUAUAGACUCAAGAAAUAUUUUUUUAAAUAAUAUCAUUUGUACAUAUGUUUAUUGCCAUAUAUGUAUUCUAUUUGUUCAUAAAUGUAUGCAUUGUAAUUCUGUA
Messenger RNA from Gigantopelta aegis, 2806 nucleotides. RefSeq lists its product as uncharacterized. Gene Ontology annotation, molecular function: nucleic acid binding. Lineage: Eukaryota; Metazoa; Mollusca; Gastropoda; Neomphalida; Peltospiridae. Gene Ontology annotation, biological process: DNA integration. Bases 158 to 1810 code for a protein of 550 amino acids. The transcript has a single exon. The record is from RefSeq and is a predicted model, not a curated record.